This is a messenger RNA of Ilex paraguariensis (yerba mate), 1120 nucleotides long. Lineage: Eukaryota; Viridiplantae; Streptophyta; Magnoliopsida; Aquifoliales; Aquifoliaceae. The record is from the annotation of a GenBank genome assembly.
AUGUCUCUCUUGAUAUCUCUAGGGAUGACCAUGGAAGCAAGUGGUGGCACAUUAUCGGACCUGUACCAAAGUUCAAAGAGGCUAUUGUUGAAGACUAGAGAUGGUUUGGAGAGGCUUGAAAGACUCGAAUUCUCGGCAUCCUCGUCCAAUGCGAGCAUCGAUUCACCGGAGCGUUCCUUUGCCAUCAAGAGGGACAUUGUUCAGAUCCAGUCUCUCUGUGUCGAGAUGGACCGCCUUUGGCGCUCCGUUGCCGCCAAGUCACAGCGCGAUCUUUGGAAAAGGAAAGUGGAACAAGUAGUUGAAGAGGCUGACUCAUUGAAAGAUAGUCUGGAUAAGUACUUCUUGCGGAAUCAAAGACGGGUGCAAGAAGCCCAAGAGAGAGCAGAAUUGCUUGGAAGAGCUAAUGGGGAAUCCUCUCAUAUUUUGAGAAUUUUUGAUGAGGAGGAGCAAGCAAUGCGGUCUGCGCGCAACUCAUCUAGGAUGCUGGAAGAAUCUCUUGCAACUGGAGUCGGCAUCCUCGGCAAGUAUGCCGAGCAAAGAGAUCGCUUGAAGGGAGCGCAACGGAAAGCGUUGGAUGUACUUAAUAAUCUGGGGCUGUCAAAUUCUGUAAUGCGGCUUAUUGAGAGGCGGAAUCGUGGUGAUAAAUGGAUUAAAUAUACGGGCAUGGCAUUGACAAUCAUCAUCCUUAUUGUCUUUUGGAGGUGGACCAGGUGAUCUGCAUUUCUUUUUGUUUGCUGUCGGUGUCUACUAUGUACUUGGAAGUUUCAAAAAAAAAAGCCCCCGCCGGGGGGGGGGGGGGGGUGGGGAUUAUCUGAGAUGGUUGAUGUAGGUUUAUAUUUUGCCCUUCGAUUUUGAAGUUUGGACCGAUCUAUUUGGAUGGCGGUAGAUUGUCAUCUCGACUUACAAAUUGUUAUUACUUGCACCUGAAGAUAAUUCUUCUUAUAAGUUUUUAUGGUACUGUUGUUCAUAAAUCAAUAAAGCUGUCAAAAACAAGUUAAAUUGUUAACGGUUCAGUUAGAGCUGAUGGAGACGAUGUCAUUUGGGUUCAAAAUUUGGUCAAUGUGACAUUAAUCAUUUGUGUCCAGUUUUGAGGUAUGAAGUGUAUCGGCAUUUACAGAAG